Scutellospora calospora is the source of this 314-nucleotide messenger RNA. NCBI's taxonomy places the organism in Eukaryota, Fungi, Glomeromycota, Glomeromycetes, Diversisporales, Gigasporaceae. The record is from the annotation of a GenBank genome assembly.
AUAAAUUUGAUGAAUUUGAAGAAGAUAUUGAUGAGCUUGGUGAAUUUGAUGAAUCAGAAGACAUUGACGACUUUGUUGAAUCUGAUGAAAAAUUCAAAACAAUUAGAGAAUUUAGAGAGGCUGAUAUGAUGAUUCCUGAAUUAUCUAUUGCAUUGAAAGAAUGCCCUGAUGUAAUAUACACCAGUAAAUUUAUCAAUACACAUGAAAUUUCACAACGUUUCGAGGAAAAAAGCGACCCUGCCUUUAAUGAUUUAAAAAUUCCGGAUUCGAUGUAUGUGAAUAUUUACAAUUUGUUUACCGCAAUUGAUUUAUAG